Molecule: messenger RNA, 799 nt
Organism: Sodiomyces alkalinus F11
Lineage: Eukaryota; Fungi; Ascomycota; Sordariomycetes; Glomerellales; Plectosphaerellaceae
Exons: 1
Coding region: 202-702 (166 amino acids)
Source: RefSeq, a predicted model, not a curated record
CUAUCUUGCUCUUUAAUUGUUUUGUCAUGCUAGUCUUUACACAUUGCACACUACCUUAUUGACAAGCCGUUUCCCUGGUAGCCCACAAUUGCUGUCCCAGAUGACACCGUGCCCGGGUGCUAAUAAGCGGCAACUCUGUCAGAACCAAACGUCUACCUAGCUUACAACUAUUGGGCAAGGGUGGUGAUUAAAACGAGGCGAAUGGAACCACUUGAUCGUACGAGGUUGGCGAAGUCGGGCAAUAUAUAUUUGGAGAGCCUUCAUGUGCACCGUUGCCGGCUGAUCUACGCGGCGAGGGACGAUAUCGCACUUGGGGUUCAGGUGGCAGCUGUCUGUCUACCUGACUACCACCAACAAGGUCCCAAAUCAAUGCUUUUUGCCCUUCAUAACAACAACAACAAUAACAACAACGACGACGACGACGACGACGACGACGACGAACCUAAGGAGGAGACCCUGGCCACCUACGAGGUCACGUUACGUGCUAGUUUUGAGCUGAUCCUGCGGACUAAAUUGCGGCGCCACUUCAAGGAGUCGUCUCGGUCAGGAGACCCGGGGUGUCACGAUUGUGAUCCAAUGGUUGAUGGGUACACUUCAUUGCCUAAAAUCUCUUCUUCUCGUGUGAGAAAGUCCCCUACCCCGUUCGACCAGAAAAAGAGGCAGACCUUUAAUAGGAGAGGUACUAUCUAUGCUAUGCAUUGAAACUUGAAACCACCAUGUAUAUGGGAUUAGAAGGGACUGCGGAAUACUGACACCAACCUGUAUCCCGUAAUUACAGGAUAUACUCCGUAAGCUACGA